AUGGAUGAAUAUGAGCUGGUAGGGGCUCAAGACGGACAUGAGCCAGCGCCAAAACGCCCGGAUAACUUCAUGCGCAGCCCAGUUCCGCGUAGCUUCCUAGGCCUAGUUGAUAGCCAGCCGAUUGCCCUUCCACAGAUACAAAGUGGUAAUGGCCUACCAGAUAAUGUCAAGCUGGAUCUGCCUCCAAACAAUCUACUUGUUCGGAGCUUGACCCCCCAAAAUGGGCCAAACACAGUUAAUAAUGCUCCGAGGCCAGUCCCGGCGAGCCGGACGCGUCCAGUUUGGGUUAAUAGGUUGAACAAAAGUGGCCAGUCAAGAGGUAGUGACUAUAAAGAUUCCCCUGCAAAGGCAGCUUGGCGGGCAGGCCAUCCUUUUACCGGGCGAAUAAGACUCCCGGCUCCGUACGGGCAAAUCAAACAAAAGAUCAUUGAUGAGAGCGGCCUUAAAUCGUCUCGAGAAGCAGAACAUGGACUCCUUGAACGGAUAACCGCAGAGACUGGUGCUUUCAUUCCACCACCACACAACAAUGAGCAGUUCUUUAGAGUCUGGGGCACUUCAGAACAAGUUAGAAAGGCCCGUUUAAUAGUUUCUCAAGCCUUGGCCAUUUUCACAUCCUCCCAACCCCAGAACAAGAAGAAAUCCGAUCAUUUUGUUAAAAUCAGUUCCUACUGCGAGCAGAAGGAAGAAAGAAUCAACCAAAUUGAAAAGCAUGAUUCAAUGCUUCAGCUACUCAGGCAAAGGCCUGACCCAUCAUCCAGAUUUCCAGAGACAUUGAUAUUUCUCUGGCCGUCUGAUGAGCUGCCGAUGGAGUCUGCACUUGGGCCACAAUUAGAGGCUCUCGAUCCGCUGCGGAUUGAAUUUGGAUGUCCUAUUUAUGUCGACGAGGAACUGCCCAGCUAUAUCCGCGUUGAUGCUUACGAUCACGACACCGUUCUCAAAGUCGUGAGCCGGCUUCGAGCUGAAUGGGCGGAACUACUUGCAACAAUGCACGUCAAAGUCAAGCUUUACUUGAUCCAGCCCCCUGAGAAAUUAAUGAACUGUGAAGUCCAGAUUCGUAUGCCUCGACUUGCUAAUGGUGUCAUUCUCUGCACCCCAGUUCUCUAUGGAAUGCUCGUGGGUCCAAAUCAUCCUCGCAGUCAGAAAGAUAAAAGAGAGUUAGUUUGCAUGAAAAACGAAAAACGGCUGCGCGACGCCGUUGAGCAGUCACUCCAGGGGCUUCGUUUUCUAAAGGGCCAUGUUCGUAUGCGCCUUAAUUUUGGCGUUUUUGUACUCGACGAGUAUCGCACUCCCCAAGGGAAGCCUCGUCAUUCCUAUGAAGAAUUCAGGACUAUGCUCUUCAACUCUAAGACAAAAGGACGCUUGAUUCCCGGACUUGACUUCAGACAUGGCAACCAAGAUUUGUUGAGUCGGAUUGCGGCUGCAACUGAUCUCCUUUCACCCUAUGAAGCCACAGCCUUUACGCUCGAACAGGCAACGCCUUUAUACGCGGUAAAUUUUGAAUUUAUAGGAGAAGACUCUUCCGUAUUGCGACUCGAAGCCGAAUUUGCGAAAUCUCCGGCGUCUGGUCUGCUCGAAGUUUUCCAAAGGCGGUGGAUACGGCCACACGAAGGUAAGAGUUUUGGAGACCAGCGUCCACCGUUGCAGAUAGGCGUCAUUGACUUUGAAAGGUACGAGUUUGAUAUGUUUGGGAUUCGUUGA
Molecule: messenger RNA, 1698 nt
Organism: Uncinocarpus reesii 1704
Lineage: Eukaryota; Fungi; Ascomycota; Eurotiomycetes; Onygenales; Onygenaceae
Exons: 8
Coding region: 1-1698 (565 amino acids)
Source: RefSeq, a predicted model, not a curated record